Messenger RNA from Argentina anserina (silverweed cinquefoil), 719 nucleotides. RefSeq lists its product as uncharacterized. Bases 1 to 576 code for a protein of 191 amino acids. The record is from RefSeq and is a predicted model, not a curated record. Gene Ontology annotation, biological process: tRNA metabolic process. NCBI's taxonomy places the organism in Eukaryota, Viridiplantae, Streptophyta, Magnoliopsida, Rosales, Rosaceae. Gene Ontology annotation, molecular function: D-tyrosyl-tRNA(Tyr) deacylase activity. Gene Ontology annotation, cellular component: cytoplasm. The transcript has 7 exons.
AUGUACUACUCCCUCUCAACUCUUCCAGCCUUUGCAACUGUACGGCCCAAACCCACAUCUCUCUCUUCCCAUCGAGCUCUCCCCAUCAGAGCCAUGAGAGCCGUCGUCCAGCGAGUCGCUUCCGCCAGCGUCGAGGUGGACGGCCGCACCGUCUCGUCCAUUGGGCCAGGCCUUCUCGUCCUCGUCGGCCUUCACGAGUCCGAUUCCGGCUCCGAUGCUGAGUACAUAUGUAGGAAGGCGUUGAAUAUGAGGCUGUUCACAAAUGAGAGCAGCGGCAGAGGCUGGGACCAAAACGUAAUGCAGAGGAACUAUGAAGUCUUACUAGUGAGUCAGUUUACAUUGUAUGGAUUCCUGAAGGGUAACAAGCCUGAUUUUCAUGUGGCCAUGGCGCCGGAUAAAGCAAAGCCCUUUUACGCUUCCUUGGUUGAGAGUUUUAGAAAAUCAUACAAGCCGGAUGCAAUAAAAGAUGGUGUGUUUGGAGCAAUGAUGAAGGUAAAUUUGGUCAAUGAUGGACCAGUUACAAUGCAAAUCGACUCACCAUCUCCUAAGAACUCAAAUGAUGUUGAAGAAUCAUGAUCUAGUUGGCAUUGCUUUGAUUCAAUGGAAACUUAGCGAUACGGCAUAAUUGAAUAGUGUGGGAUGUAUAUUUAUCAUUUUCUGGAUCAAUAGCAAUGAAUCAAUGAUUGAUGGCAUUAGAAAGUGUAUCAUAAACAGAUCUU